Diachasma alloeum is the source of this 780-nucleotide messenger RNA. Its product is annotated as speckle-type POZ protein A. Gene Ontology annotation, biological process: proteasome-mediated ubiquitin-dependent protein catabolic process; regulation of proteolysis. Gene Ontology annotation, molecular function: ubiquitin protein ligase binding. NCBI's taxonomy places the organism in Eukaryota, Metazoa, Arthropoda, Insecta, Hymenoptera, Braconidae. The transcript has a single exon. Bases 1 to 780 code for a protein of 259 amino acids. Gene Ontology annotation, cellular component: cytoplasm. The record is from RefSeq and is a predicted model, not a curated record.
AUGCGAUACAUUUUCGUCGAGCUCUCCAUACCCAACAAUCCAGUCAUAAGUACCUCCAUAUCAACAUAUGACGGUAGCCAUAAGUCUCAAUGUAUCUUUCGUACAAAUUAUGCAAAGCUGCUGGAGUCAUGUGACUCUGAUAAUACUCUCACAAUACUUUGUCAAAUUAAACUACCAGGACCAGUCACCUCAAAGGUGAUCGAAGCAAGGAAAUCUAUGAAGCAAGCAUUCGAUACUCAAAAAGGGCAGUGGUGUCAAGAUUUUCGCCGACUUUUGGAGGAAUCAAAGUUCACUGACUUUGCACUCCUUGUGGGAACCCACAAAUUCCCAGCACAUAAGCUCGUUUUGGCAGCUCGCAGCUCAGUUUUCUCAGCAAUGUUCGCACAUGAGGAGACGGAAGAAAAUCUCAAAAACGAAGUGAAGAUUGAGAACAUGGAGCCAGCCACCAUACAAGCCAUGCUUGAAUUUUUCUACACAGACAAAGUGACAAAUCUGGAGGAAUUAGCUCAUGAUUUAUUGGAAGCAGCUGAUAAAUACGAUGUACCACUCUUGAGGAGUAUGUGCGAGGAAGUUCUGUAUGCGACAGUCAACGCAGAGAAUGCUGCGGAGAUCUUGAUUUUGGCUGAUCUUCAUCGUUCCCCCAAAUUGAAGGAGCAUGUUAUGGGGUUCAUGGCUGAUCAUCUACGUCAUGCAGUGGAGUCUGAUAGCUACAAGGUGAUGGAAGAAGUUUAUCCUUCACUCACGAAGGAAUUGAUGCGAUUUAUUGCUGUUAACAAGUAA